GAUUUUUUCCUAUUUAUGAAUCUCUGGGGCAAAUCUGUCAAGUCUCAUCUCAAUAAAACUACCAUAGUAUGGAAACACUUUUGUCAAUAUUCCACAAACCCCCUGAGUUCAUAUUGCUUUUAUUAAUUUGUUACCGAGCAAUAAGAAAACAAUGUUUUAUAAUCAUAGUGUACAUUCUAUUGUACCAUGGUUUUCAGCCAUUUAAACCAUAACGUUUAUGUAAAUUGAGUGUUUGGAGUCCUGGCUGCUGUUUGGCUGAUUUCCUUGUUAUGUGACACAUUAUACCACGAGUAUGAGUAAUUGCGUUGGUAGCCUCUUAAACCAUGCCUAGAAUGUUGCUGGGCCUGGGAAAUACCAAUAGGAUUUUUGUUCCCAAGGGGUGGGAAAAAUGUUAAUGUUAAAACACGUUAACCCAAUCAAAUGUAUUGCUUGGGAGGGGCUUAUACAGGUGCUCACAAGAAUAAUGUGAGCACCUGUUUAGCCAACUACCGUAGGGCAACAGUAGUUGGCUAAGUGAAGAUGGCAGCAAAAUAAAAACCCAUCAAGUCUGUGGAUGCAUGUCGCAUUUUUGGUGAACCGUUUCAGUCUUCGGGAAACAAACAAUCUUUUCCGAGAUAAAUCGGCGUUACUGCGACCGGACUACACACUCACGUUAGAAGAUAAAAGAGGACCGGUUGGAAAAUAUGGGACAUUGGCUGCUGUAAUCCAUUAUCCACUCUGGGGUGAUGUCAUGCUUACGGGACAUGCAACAAUGACUUCUAAGGUGGCUGCAGCGGCAGUUAGUAUCAGCCAGAGCUUACUUCAUCACCAGUGAUGACCAGAUCCAUCCAGCUUUUUCCAGUAACAGCUUAUGUGAACUGAAAGUGAAACGUCUCCGUUGUCCCCAGGUCCCCCCACAGGCACCAUGGCCUCCUUACAAUGACAUUGAUGAAAAUGGUGUUUUAUACAUGACUACUUUAAACAGGAUGGAGGCCCAAAGCCUCAAACGUCUGGUUCCACAGUGAACCUUACCCACAGAAAAAGACAGUUGAUGGUGGGAUUGGCAGUAGGCAGUUCCACCAGUGAAGCUGUUGUAGCGCAUCAUCACGGUUGGUCAGUUCCUUCCUGAGACCCCAGGAUGACGCGCGCUAUUCUGAGCUAUCUGACAGACUUGUGAUACCUGACAUAAGGAGUGGACAAUGAACAGAACAAAGAAGUAUGAGGGUUUGUGUGGUGAAGGGAAGCCGCCCCCGACUGAAGUCCCCAUAGGUUGGCAGCGAAGGAUCACCCACAGCGGGGUUGUCUACAUUAGUCCCAGUGGCUCAGUGCUAGCCUGUCUGGAACAGGUUAAGAGCUACCUGCUGACCGAUGGCACCUGCAAGUGUGGCCUGGAGUGUCCUCUGAUCAUUCAAAAGAUAUUCAACUUUGACUCCGGGGUGGUUGUCAAGCAGAGGACGGCUGAAGAUGCCCGAGCUGACGCCGAUGUCACCAAGCUGUGUAUCCACAAGAGGAAGAUCAUCGCCGUGGCAACCUUGCACAGGAGCAUGGAGUCACCACACCCUCCGCUGGCUCUCAGCAGUCAGGGUGGGGGCCUUGGCACGGUGCCUAUGGGUCCAUUGAGUAAUCAAGCAUUAAGGAACAAUAUGCAUGAUGGUCCACCCAAAUCUGUGGCUCUUGAUGGCAAGAAUCUCUAUAAGAUGGGAAUGUUGGUUUCCGGUCAAAGGUACUACAACCAUGAACUGGGUUCUCCCCCUCAGAGGGACCUGUAUUACAGCAGGACAAGGCUCGGGGCCAGCGAUCACAGUAGGCAACAGAGGUCCCCUUAUUGCAGCCGCAGUGUCCUACUCAGCCCCUCUUCAUCCACCUCAUGUGGUGCCCAGCAUUAUGGUGAUGGGACUCCUUCCCCAAGGACUGAACCUCUGGGGAGUCCGGAGCCCAACAUGCUUGGUUUUCAUGGCGCUUGCAGCCCAGGAUCUGCUCAUAUGAACGGUGAUCAUUUCACCCCUCUCUCACCACCCAGUAUCUUGUUGCAUGGUUCGCCAUCAACCACCCAGCCCUCGUGUACUUUGGCGGUAAGGUCUAAUAUACCCAGUUCCCCUAUAGUCAAUGAAAAAAGCCCCAUUAUGCAGAAUCCUACCUGCAAUUUCCCACGCAGUGACUUUCCACAUAAGCCUCAACCUGCAUGCCACCCACAGUCACACUUGUCCCUUUCACAACUUCCUCCAUGCGUACUGCAGAAGAAGCAGGUAACCUCUGAAAAGGACCCUCUUGGUAUCCUGGACCCCAUUCCGAGCAUGGGUCAAAGCCAGGUUCCCUUACUGCAAAAGUCUGGCCUCCAACACAAUGCCCAAUCUCAGGUACCACCAAUGAAUGUAAACAUUCCCCCUGCCAGUGUCCCUUUGCCCAGCAACCUACCCUUGCCGACUGGAAAGUCUGGACCAGUUGGGCAUGGCCAGAGGGUCCAGCACCACCAAACUCCCUCAUCUGUCUCAUCCUCACCUAUCAUGUCCCCAGUACAUAUAGCUGGGCCUAGCCUUGCCAGAGUGGAGUCACCCCACCGCUCACGUUGCUCUUCCGGCUCUUCUGAACAUGGUAGCUUUGCUCACCCGACAGGGCUCCAGGUUCCUUGUGGCAGUUCAAAGCCAUUUCCCAGGUCCCCUCGGGCCUCCUUGGGGUCCCCUCGGGCCUCCUUGGGGUCCCCUCGACCUGCAAUGCCGCCAAGUUCUGCAUUUAAAAUGGACAAACUCCAUCACUUGAACGAUCCCCCUAACCACCUGUCUGGGGGAUUGAACAGUAUUCUAAACAGGCAUCCCAACUCCAUGUGCCCUCCAGCUCCUGGGUCUGAUGGUGUUCUUCAAAGGAAUCACUCAGUUGGAAUGCCCCUUAACCAGAUACUGGAUCAGCAGAAUCCUGCUUCCUUCCCAGCCAGCAGUCUGCUGUCAGCGGCAGCCAAAGCACAGCUAGUAAAUCAAAACAAACAUCCAGACAGCACAGUGGGUGUUGGCACAGAGGCCCGCAGUGGCAGCAGUUUGGGACACCCUGGGCUGGUUGGUGGAGGCAGAGGUGGGAACGUAGAAGGACACAGCACUUUAAACCAGAGAUAUAUACCUAAUCCUGGGCCGUUGGCUAGCGAGGGUCAAAGUGGAAGAGCGGCACUAAGGGACAAACUCAUGGGUAUGGCUCAACAGAGAGAGGCAAAUCGUAAGCGGAAAUUGUCCAAUGACAGCAACGCUGGUGGCAUCAACAAUGACAGGGCUUUUGAUGUGCUCAAGCAUCCAUUGGGUGGCUCUGGACCUGGCACUAGUUCCUCUAACUUUCCAGAGCCUUUAAGGAGAAUGUUGCAGCAGGGUGGUUUGCCCCAAAACACUUCAAUGGCCCAACUGCUCCAGUCAAUGAGUCACCAGAAUGCCUGCAAUGGGCCAAACCACAUAGGCAACCCUGGCAAAUCUGCCUUCUUGGAUGAAGGCUUGCCUCAGUUGUCGACUUUGCAGCAGAACGUGCAUGGUCUUCAAAUUCAGAGUAGAGCAGAAGUCCCGGGCUUCCAGAACAUGAACAUUGAAGGACAUAAUUCCAACAUGGAGCAGUUCAUCGGGCCAGUGAACCAAAUUCAGGACUCUGACUUAGCUGGAAACUUUGGGGUGCUAGGUUACGGUGGACAACAUGCAACUAUGGGGUCGAUGCAUGGCAAUCCAAACCCUCACCAGCAGCAGUUUGGACAUUAUCAGAAGCCAUCACAGGGACAAGGAAACCCUCACUUCAGAGGGAGGCCAGGAUUGCCUCCCAUGAUAUCCAAUGGCAGUGUCCAAACCCUCUCUGAGUCAGAUGAGGUCAAUAGUUCUCUGAGCUGUGAGCUGAGGCAGGCCCAAGAGGAGAGUCUCCAGUCUCUCAUCAGGAACAGCCAGACACUGCAACAGCAGAGACAGCAACAGCGUGUUCAGGGCCAGCCUCAGGGUACCUCCCAGGGUCUGGGCCGGCUCGCCAUACAGGGCCAACAGCAACACAGGUUCCAUCCUGAUGCCCCUCUCCCUGAUGGCGCUUCCUCCAACCCCAUGAACAGCCUCCUUGAGAGCUUCCAGGUGAGUUUACCUGAGAGGACCCCACUUCCCAACAGAACUAUAAUAAGUCAACCAGGGAUGAUGUCCAUGUCCCAUCCCGGUGCCCCUUGCCACCAGGAGGGUCAUGGAGAAUACCAGGCUGCCCAGGGUCUUCAAAAUAUCGUGGGAGAAAUUUUGAACCCCAUCCACAAGCCAGCGAUGGGUCCGGCCAUUAAGGGCAGAUUUAAUGUCAUCACAUCGACGGGUGGUAACACUACCUUGGGGGCUUCUGUUGUCGGCGAGCCUGUUGACCUCUCCCAUGCAAUUAACCCUGUCAUUCAUGGCCCCCUCCGCUCAUAUCAGGAGCCAGUGCCCGAGCUCCGACACCAUCCCAAGGUGGGCCGGCCGCGCAAGAAGACCCCAGAACGAAACAACGGCUUCUCCCCUGUUGCCAUGGAGGUCCCUGCCAGAUUUCGCUCGCCGCGACGUGGAGCCCAGAGAAGACAAUGGGAUGGGGAAGCUGAGGGCCAGGAGCAGGCUGGUCUAUGGCAUAAUGACGAGCUCCUCCAACAGCUUUCCUUAGCCCAGAGCAGGAACAUCACCUAUCCAGAGAGGCGUAAAGGUCAGGUCCAGCUAGGCCCUCUGGAUCAAACACCACUUCAGUUCCCCAGUAACCUGUAUGCCCAUACGAAUGGCAGCAGUGGGGGCUUCAACUCUGGAGGUUUACACCCCAGACACCUAAACCUGGCCCCUGGCUCCUCUUCUUCUGGCCCACCAGAGGGCCACCUCACCAAGGACUAUGGCCACCUCAACGGGCAUCUGAACGGGCACCUCAAAGGGCAUCUGAACGGGCACCACUACAAUGGGCAUUACAAUGGGCACCUAAAUGGAAGCCUGAGCAGCGAGGAGGAUCUGAGGCCUGGUGAUGUGCCCUUCAGCGAGGGUCCCCAGCUCCACCACAGGCCUAGAACUCAAGCCCACUACCCAGGAGAGCUGCUCUGGGGCCAGGGCAAAGGUUUCCUGUCAUGGCCAGGCAAGAUGGGGAACCAGGGGCACCUGUACUCCCCUGGGAUGUUGAACGGCAUGCAGGGCAAGGUAGAGUCUGAGAAGUUCCAAAGGACACUAACAGAGGAUUUGGAGACACUACAAAAAGCAAACAAGAUAACUAGAAAUGGUGGAAAACGGAAUAACCACCUAGAGGCUGCUAUACAGGAGGCUAUGAGCGAGCUGGAUAAGAUGACCGGCAGUAUGUCACAGAGAGAGAGACAAGUCAAGACCCCUAAACCCAAAAGGAGGAAGAUCUCAAGAUGACAGUGAAUGUGUGGAUCUGUUACUUCAGUGGCCUGCUAGCUAGCAAUUUUUUUAGACAGUGGGUCUCAGUGUAGCCUAUGUAGAAUUGCUAGCUACUAGUUAGCUGUGUGUGCAUUAGAAGAGACCAUUGUCUACUCUGUUACAUUAGGUACUAUGUCUGACUGGAUUGGUGCUACAAAGACUCAACACCCCUUCCACUUUGACCACCACCAGGACACUGACUGCAAGAAGUAUAAAAGAGGACGGAGGAACCUAGAUACAAAAUAAUAGCUGUGAUAUAUCCACAGCGAGCUUGUCCUUAUGAAAAAGGAGAUUCUAUGAGGGAAUUGUUAGUACAAAUAUUUCUGAUGCAUUUUAGAUUAUGUACAUAGACAAAGGGAAACUGUACAACAUUAUAUUGACUGAUUAAUUGUAGAUAUUGUGCAGUAUUAUCAUAAUGAUCAUUUUGUAAUGUGCAUAUCAAUACAAAACUAUAUAUGUUUCUCCUGUUUUUAUUUUGGCUGCACAAUUGUGCGGCCAGAUAUUUCAUAUGUUAAAAGGAAAGCAGCAUAAAGUCAUUUUUCUAUAGAGAUUUAAAUGUGCUGUUAAGCAUCAGACAGCAGAAGGAUUAUGAAACAUUGAACUUUAACAGAAAACUAUUGUCAUGUACAUGUAAGGAAGUCCCCAUGAAAGUGAAUUGGAGGACUGGAAGAUCGACCAACAGUAUAGCCUACAUCUGAACAUGCACAUACAUUCUCUGACGUUUUUUUAUUUCCUUGUUUUUAACCAUGUUAUUCAAGAAAAGAAAAAGCCAUCAAGGGAAAGAAAUAUGCCUCUUUAAGUUAAAUUAUUUGUACUCACAAAGUAAAAUUUAUUUUCUCUGAAUAUUUUUGAUAAACAGAUUUUCUGUGUUAUAUCUGCAAAAUGACUUUAACCGUAUGAGUGUUUGUUAAUUUUUUUAAAGUAAGUUAUUGUAAAGUUUUGACUUCUUUCUGUGGUGUACAUGUAUUCUGAAACUAAGUAUUCAAUAUCAACAGUUGUAAUAUAUGGUUCUGCCACUAGUGUUUAAGUUACAAUUAUGUUAAUAUUUAAAUGGUGUGAAAAAUGUUACGCCAUUAUAUUUUCUCUAUGAAAUCAUGUUAUUGAGCAUUGCUCUGUGUUUUACCCUUGAAUGUGUCAUUUCAAGUGUCAAAAUGCCUUAAUAGUAAGGACUGCACAUUUACAGCGCAGAAGAGAUCAGUAUUAUACACAUUGGUUUCUUUGCUUUGCAAAGCAAGUUUAAACGACCCAAGAAAGUAUGAGAGUGAACUUUGAUCCGAGCCUUAUAUCAAAUGCUACAACCCCCAGCUGCCAAAGCUAUGCCGUAUCACAGGUUAGGACUUUUUUGUUUAUAUUAUUUACCUUUGUGAUACCCUUGAAUUAGUGGCCUUAAUUUUGUUGAGUUUUGUUUCUGUUGCUUUUGUACUUUAUAAUUUAUGAAUCCCAUAUUUAUUUGUAGAUAUACAGUGGUUACGUAGCAAUAAUACUAAUAAGAGUUGUACACUCUGAAAAGCCUUUAAAGUAUUAUAUAUUUUUCUCUUAAAACCAAAUGAACAGCUUAUAUAUGUAUACAUAUUCAGUCAGUGGUUAAAAAUAUGAAUUUAUAUUUGUGUUUAUUUAUGAAGUGUACAUUUUUGGACACUCAGUAUGUGCAUAGUGUUCAUUUUCUUGUGUCAAAACUUAGUAUACCCAUGCCCUGAAGAAAUGGUAAGAUUUAUAUUAAAUAAGUGAACGUUUUCUGUACUUUAUACCCUGACUCAGGAGGGCACUUUCAUGAAAAUAUGAAAUUGCAAAACUGAGAAGUGUUCAUAAGUUUGUCAAAUUUGUAAUGUUAAAAAUACACUAUCAAGGAAAUUUACCUAUUUAAUAUUUUAAUCAUUUAGCUGCCACUUUUAUCUAGAGCGACUUGCAUACGUUAUUGAUUGCAUACAUUUAGUACAUAAAGUAGUUCACAAUUACAUUUGUUUUGUUAUGGGGAGAAUAGGAGAUGAUUUAGACUAUUGGAAGCUGGGGAUGAUUUGGCGGCCAUAAUUGUAUGAGGGCCACAUUAGAAAUUUUGCCAGGACACCUCUACUCUUACAAUGAGUAAUCUGUUCAGUCAGAAUGGCAGGGCAUUCUAAAACACAAUAUUUAUGCAGAGUUUUGAAAGUAGGAUGUCAUCAAAAUUAUAUCAAAUUGUUUAAGAGGAUUCAAUAUUGCACGCAAUCCUAAAUUUCAGAGUAUAGAAAGAGCCCAGUAGAUGUCAGUGAACUAAGUAAAUUGUUAGAUUGAAAUUAUUUCAAAAAUACUUUUACAUAUUACUAAGCCAAUUUAUGGUUAAAGUAAAGUGUAACAUUGUGUUAAAUUGUCUUCCAUUUCCAAUUUCUGUGCAUUUUAAUGAUUUUGAGUGAUUGUAUUUAUAUGGAAUAAUUGUUUGGCCCUGUUAUUGGGAGAAAAAGCAUGUUCUAAUAUCUUUAGAAUGAUCUAUUGAAUAUGGGUUUUCCAUGUAAUUUUGUGCUCAUCAUUUUAAAACAUACAGUAAAAGGUGAGUGGACCACAUUGAUUUUGUUUUAGUUUACAGUGUAAAAGUAGUUAUCAUUUUGUAAAGUAUUUUCAUUACGAAUAUAAUAUGUAUGCAUUGUCAUUUGGUAAGGUAAAGGUCCCAAUGUGGCGCAAACAUCAAAGUAUCUUUUGUACUUGAGGUUCUUGUAGUUUUCCAAUACAUAUUCUGAAUACAUAACAGCUGUAGCAUUUUCUUUUUCUGCUUCUCCAGCAGAAAUAUUUUACAUAUAAAAGUGUGCCUGAAAUUUCAGGCAUUAAAAAGUG
Molecule: messenger RNA, 8147 nt
Organism: Esox lucius (northern pike)
Lineage: Eukaryota; Metazoa; Chordata; Actinopteri; Esociformes; Esocidae
Product: methyl-CpG-binding domain protein 5
Exons: 10
Coding region: 1179-5324 (1381 amino acids)
Cellular component (GO): nucleus; chromocenter
Molecular function (GO): DNA binding; chromatin binding
Source: RefSeq, a predicted model, not a curated record